Asparagus officinalis (garden asparagus) is the source of this 390-nucleotide messenger RNA. RefSeq lists its product as uncharacterized. Lineage: Eukaryota; Viridiplantae; Streptophyta; Magnoliopsida; Asparagales; Asparagaceae. The record is from RefSeq and is a predicted model, not a curated record. The transcript is spliced from 2 exons. Bases 1 to 390 code for a protein of 129 amino acids.
AUGGAAGGUUUUUCGUCCAUACUUGGACCAGUUUGUGAUCAUUUUCAUCGACGGUAUCCUCAUAUCUAUUCGAGAUCGGAGGCCGAGCAUGAGCAGCAUCUUCGUCUGGCAUUGCAAACUUUGCAAGAGCACCAGUUGUAUGCUAAAUUCUGCAAGUAUGAAUUUUGGCUUUCAGAUGUUAGAUUUUUAGGUUAUGUCAUUAGUAAGGAGGGCAUUGCAGUUGAUCCAACCAAAGUGGAAGCAGUUCUUGAUUGGGAGCCGCUGAAGACCGAUACAGAGAUUCAUAGCUUUUUAGGUCUGGCCGGCUAUUAUAGGGAGUUUAUUCAGGACUUUUUAAAGAUUUCCACCUCGCUGACACGCCUUACGAAGAAGGAUGUUCAGUUUGUUUAG